Molecule: messenger RNA, 2154 nt
Organism: Fusarium sp. VM40
Lineage: Eukaryota; Fungi; Ascomycota; Sordariomycetes; Hypocreales; Nectriaceae
Source: the annotation of a GenBank genome assembly
AUGCGACCGCUACCUUCAACUCUAGCUCUCGUGGCUCCCAGCGCCUGGGCAAUGUCAACAUCUGGCCGCGAACGAUACGGUCUUAUCGGCUACGGCAUCUCCAUGUAUGAUCCUCCCUGCGCCUUCGCAUGCAUCGACACAGUCAACGGAUGGGCUCUUCAAUGUGACGAUGAUCACGGUAUGGAUGAUGACAUGGGCUCAAUGCAUAUGGCUGCCGCAACACCAGAGUGCAAAGCUACUAAUGAUAUGUUUCUUGAAACCAUGGCGUGGUGCUUUUAUACACACUGCCCAGAAGCGAAGAAUUCAACCCUUGAGGGAGUUUGGGAGAUGGAUAUCGUCGGAAGACUGAAAACUCAACCCUCGCCCAAGUACUCGUAUCAGGUUGCCUUAUCUUCUGUUUCUGCAUCCCCGCCGAAGAGCAUCCUUGAGUCGAUGGCUGUGCUUAAUAAGACUUCUCUCGUGGACGAGGAUGUGUGGCUGAGCAACUUCAACGCCGAUGAUAUUUUUGAGAAGAUGGAGAUUGUGACAGAGAAAUAUGGAAUCAUUCUCAUGGCUACCUGCGUAGCUAUCCCCAUCGCCUUGUCCUGCCUUCGAUUCCUCCCAAUUCCUCAAUCCAUCAUCUCUCGAUUCUACGCCACCUUCAUCGAACCCCCUCUGUUCGGAAGCUGCCACGCCGUCCCAGUUCUCGGACUUGGCUUUAUUCCCACCCGCGGCCAGGGCCUAUUCAUCGCGUACAUAUGGGUCAUCAACAUAAUUCUUUCAUCGGUUGGAUACGAAUUAAGAGAUCCCAUGUCGUGGUACAGCUCCGUCGAGCAGCAGCUUGUGGCAUACAUCAGCAACCGUGUCGGUAUUUUGAGCUUCGUCAAUCUUGCCCUCGCUGUUCUCUUCUCGAGCCGGAAUAGCCUUCUCCUCUGGGUCACUGACUGGUCCUACUCGACCUUUCUUCUGCUUCACCGCUGGAUCGCUGUAAUCUGCAUGCUGCAGGCGUGCUUGCAUUCUGCCAUCUACUUGCAGAUCUACCUAGACCCCGCGAAGGGUGAAGGUGCGUAUGAGAAGGAAGCAAAGGAGGAUUACUGGGUCUGGGGUAUUGUGGCUACCUUAGCUUUGGUUCUUCUGAUGCCUCUGUCCAUCCUCCCACUCCGAAAGAAGCUAUACGAGGCUUUCCUGGCAUCGCAUGUGGUCCUCGCCCUUUUGUCAAUGAUAGGCUGCAUGCUGCAUAUCUUCUAUCGGUACGAGUGGCAGUGGGGAUAUCAGACCUGGAUAUGGAUCACCUUCGCUUUCUGGAUAUUCGACCGCAUACUGGCUAGGCCAAUGAGGGUGCUGCAGCACGGCGUCAAGAGAGCGAUCAUCGCGGUCAUAGACGAAGAUUACCUUCAGAUCACUAUUCCUGGUGUACAAGCAGAAGGCCGCGUCUACCUGUACUUCCCGACGUUGACUUGGCGCGUCUGGGAGAAUCAUCCCUUUUCCGUGGCGGCUGUCUCUACUCGCCCUGUCGGCUCUCCCAAGGGCCAAUCUCAAAAUGGCAGAGAGAAUUCCAGCUUGGAAGAGAAGAAUGUGACAAAUGUGACUGACCUCGAGCAAUACUCAUCCGACACCAAUGUCCCCGGCCUAGUCAUCUUGGUUCGACGCCACGGUGGUUUGACCUCUCUCUUGUCAGCCUCCAGAAACUCAACUGUCGGUAUCCCUGUUCUGAUUGAAGGCUUUUACGGUCACCAGUCUAUACUAGCUUCCCCAAUCUCAUCCCCAGAUAUCGAGUACCCCAACGUGAUCUGUGUAGGAGGAGGCGUUGGUAUCAGCGGCGUGCUAUCAUAUCUCAAUCAAAGUCCAAGUGCGCUAGGUCUUGGAGGUAAGAAGAAGCUGCUCUGGGGCGUGAGGACCGAGCCACUCGUGGAGGCGGUACGAACAAUUAUUCCACGCGUUGGUUUCGCCGCAGAUGGCCAAGAGACGUGGAACGACUUUGAUAUUUCAGUCUCUGUUGGACGGCGGAUUGAUCUCAAAAAGGCGUUUACGGAAGAGCUUGGAAGCGCUGUGGGUGGCACAACGGUAGUUGUUUGUGGGCCAGCUGGUAUGGCGGACGAAGUCAGAGCUACAGUUACGGAAUUAGGGACAAGAGGCGUAGUCGUGAGAUUGGUUGAGGAGAGUUUUGCAUGGUAA